AUGGACUCGUACACAUCUUUUCGGGACGCUUCGGCUCGUUCUCCGGCUGAUCGCAGCUGGAAUCGUGACGACUCUCGCAACCGCGAUGAACGCCCUGAUCGUGGCGAUUCCUUCUAUCGUGGAAGAUCCCCAGGCCAUGACCGUCGAGACCGCCGCCGAUCCCGCUCCCCUGCCACUGUUGACCGCUACGAGCCCCGAACCCGGCGAGGAGAUGACCGGGACCGUGAUGAUAGACGCCGCAUGCAAUCCCCACCUGCCAACAUUGAUCGAUACGUUCCUGGCCAAGAUUCCAGCACUGGCAGCCCAAGCGUGAACCCUCUUCACGACCCGGCUAAGCUUCCUUACCAGGUCGGCUUCUCCUACUUCGGAGAAUGGUGGAGAAUAAAUGAGAAGAUGAAGGAGGAGAGGGAGCGAGCGCGCACUGGUCGACGUCGCGAGCCAGAAAGGACUCGUGGCCCAGAAGAUCGUGAAAAGGAAAAGGCCAAGAUCCAGGCUGCUUACGAUGCGUACAAGGAGGAACUCCAAGCCAAGAUGGCUCGCUCAUUUGUGUCUGAACACAAGAAGGAGCAGUGGUUCAAAGAGAGAUACGUCCCUGAGAUCCGAGAUGAUUUCAGAACAAAGUUGAAUGAAUCCCGACGCGGUGCCUACAGCCAGUGGGAGCAAGAUCUUGAGUCAGGUACCUUUGACGACUUCUCUUUGGAAGGUCUUCCCAAGAGUGAGAGUAAUGGUAGCGGUGGCGUUGUUGAAAAGGAAGAGGGAGAGGCGACAGCCACAAAUGAGAUCUUGGGCGUUGGUGACCUUGUUCCUGCCAACGGCGCUGACAUCCGUGACGAGAACCAAUUACAGCCAACCCUUUUGAUCAAGACCAUUGCACCCCAUGUAAGCCGCCAGAACCUCGAGGCCUUUUGCAAAGAACAUCUUGGUGAGGAGGAGGGUGGCUUCAAGUGGUUGUCCCUGUCCGAUCCCAAUCCUAGCAAGCGAUACCAUCGCAUUGGAUGGGUUAUGCUUCAUCCUUCAUCAGAAACGGCUCUCCCCGGGGACCGUAUCGAUCCGAAGGAUGAGGAUGGUGACGAGGUGCUCAAAUCUCCCCUGCCGGUUUCCACUGCCGACAAAGCCUUGGAGGCCAUUAAUGGAAAGACUGUCAAGGAUGAAGUUCGAGGUGAUUUCGUCUGCCAUGUUGGAGUACAUAACCCACCUGUUCACCCCAGGAAAAAGGCACUUUGGGAUCUCUUCUCUGCCCCCGAGCGUAUUGAUAAGGAUCUACUACUUGUGCAACGAAUCGUUAACAAGUUUGAGGAAGAAUUUGGUUCUGAUUUCCAGGCUACGUUGAAGAUCGAGGAAAAGGUUGAAGAUCUGAGAAAUGCAGGUCAACUUCAGCCGGCUAUUGUCCCAGCACCCGCUAAGAAGGUCAAGAAGACCCGAGAGGUUGGAAUGGACGAAGCUAUGGACGAGGAGGAAGAUGGCGUUAUUGAUAUCGAAGAGGAAGAAGAGGAGGGCGCCGUUGAAGACGAAGAAGUCGAUGACGAAGACCUUUUAGUUAAGAAGAAGCAGCUCGACCUUUUGAUCGAGUACUUGCGUCGCGUCUUCAACUUCUGCUUCUUUUGUGUUUUCGAGAGUGACUCGGUUCACGAGCUUACCCGAAAAUGUCCUGGUGGGCACUUGCGGCGCCCUCGAAGCACCCUUUCGUCCACAGCAAAGGCUGUUGCAAGGGCCAGUGCGAACGGAGACCCUUUCCCUGGCAAGAAGCGAAAUGAAGAUGAUGCCGAGGGCGAGCUCACCGAGAGUGAAAAGAAGUUCCGAAACACCUCUAACAAGACUGAGCAACAGCUCCUUCGAGCGUUCAAUUGGGUCAAGACCUUCGAAGACAAGCUAACACAAAUACUGGAUCCCCAUUCUGUCGAUAUUCGAAAGCUUGGUGGUCGUCCUGCUGAUGAGGCUGUUGAAGAGGAGCUCAUGAAGCACGUGAAGCAAGAAGACGAGCACAAGUGGCGAUGCAAGGCUCUUGAUUGUUCUAAGCUGUUCAAGGAAGAGCACUUCUGGCGCAAGCACGUCGAAAAGCGUCACAACGACUGGGUUGAUACCCUCAAACAAGAGUUCGAACUCAUCAAUGCCUAUGUAAUGGAUCCGUCGCAUAUCGCCCCUUCCAGGACUGAUGCGAACUCGAAUGGCCACUUCCCAACUUCCAAUGGCCAAUCCAGCAGCGGAACACCACGCGGUUUUAACCUCCAGAACUUUUCCAUGAAUGGCAUGAUGGGUAUGCCCGGCUUCCCAAUGCCUCCUGGUAACUUCAACCCCGUGUUUGCCAACAUGCCUCCUGGAGGAUGGCCUCCAAUGGGCGAUGAUCGCGCUGGCGGAGGCCCUAUUCGCCGAGGAGGCAUGGGUGGUGGUCGAGGCCAGUAUCGAUCUGGGCCUUAUGACCGUCGCGGCGGCCCCCGUUUUGAUGGCCCUCGCAACCGAAACGGUGGCUCGCGUUGGGGUGACGGUGCUGGAGCAGCCGCUGGAGGUCCUCGUGAGGCUGUCCAGGGUCGCAGCCUUAAAAGCUACGAAGAUCUUGACCAAGCCUCGGGUGGUGGUAGCGGCGAGCUCAAUUAUUAA
Messenger RNA from Fusarium poae, 2595 nucleotides. RefSeq lists its product as uncharacterized. Gene Ontology annotation, cellular component: nuclear body. The transcript has 3 exons. Gene Ontology annotation, biological process: mRNA processing; primary miRNA processing. The record is from RefSeq and is a predicted model, not a curated record. Bases 1 to 2595 code for a protein of 864 amino acids. NCBI's taxonomy places the organism in Eukaryota, Fungi, Ascomycota, Sordariomycetes, Hypocreales, Nectriaceae.